GGGCGCUUGUUUGGGAUUGGACAAACCAGUCACAAGAUGAUGGGAAGUAAAGAAAAAAAACAUUGAAAGCGUCUCUACCAUUCAGAGCAGCAGCUGCAGCUUCAGGGAAUUUCUAACUCUACAACAAUGAGUGAAUCACUGGUGGUGUGCGAUGUGGAUGAAGAUCUGGUUAAAAAGCUGAAGGAGUUCCGCUUCCGCAAGGAGACCAAUAAUGCGGCCAUCGUUAUGAAGAUCGAUAAAGACAAGCAGCUGGUUAUACUUGAAGAAGAACACGAGGAUAUUUCUCCUGAUGAUCUAAAAGAUGAACUGCCUGAGAGACAGCCAAGAUUUAUCGUCUACAGUUACAAAUACCAGCAUGAUGAUGGACGCGUUUCCUAUCCUCUCUGCUUCAUCUUCUCCAGUCCAGUGGGCUGCAGACCAGAGCAGCAGAUGAUGUACGCAGGAAGCAAAAACAAACUGGUGCAUACCGUUCAACUGUCCAAGGUGUUUGAGAUCAGAAACACAGAGGACCUAACAGAGGAAUGGCUUAGAGAGAAACUCGGGUUCUUCGGCUAAAGUCCUCCCUGAGUGGUCUGGGAUGUGAGGAGGAUCCAGAUUGUGUCAUCUCCUGGGAAGAACACACCAUAGUCUAUGUUCCCCUCCUCUUUGUACCAGACCUGAUUUAAAUAGUGUUUGGAAAUACUUUCCCCACUCAGUUGUAGGACUCCUUGGUAAUAGUUUACGGCAUAUUACAAUUCAGUGAGCCAGUAGGUUCAGACAAUCACAGAAGUUUGUAAAAGUUUCUGAGACUAAAGCUGACCUAUAACUGAAAAUACUAUUUGACGCAGGUCUGCAUCUGUAUUCCAUACACUCUCUCCAUGUGCCAGUUGUGUCUGUACUGAAUUAACACUCCCAUGGCUCUUAAGUGGACAGAAAUUGAUAGUACUCGUUUGCCCCUUCCUAAACAUGUUCACUCAGGAGAGUUUAAAGGCAUUCUAACAACAGUUUCUUUUUAUGUUUAAUAGUUUUUCAUAAUUUGAGGGAGUCUUUUAGAUUUUUUGUGUAUGUAGGGUUAGACCAUAUGAACAGACACUUUAUAGCAGUAAUUUUAUUUUGUUGUGGAAACAAACCUCCUGCCAGACCAUCUGAGUGAUCAUAGCUUCAUUUCAGAGAAUAUAGAGUUCAGCUUUAGUCAAUUGUUCCUUCAGUAUUCAUUUAAACUGUAAAUAACAAGAACACUAAGACCAUUUGAAAAGUGGCACCAAUAAGACUUAGAUCUGAUGUGUUGUACCUUCUCCUGUGCACAUGAACCGACCAGCUGGCUGAAGAGGUGCUUAUUGCGCUGCAGAUUUUCCCUUCCAGUCAGAACCUCAGAUCACAUCUUUAUGUUUCUGUUGAGAGAAAAAAACAGUGUGACUCGUAGGUAAAGCUAUACUUUGCCUUUGACCUGCAUAUUUGUUACAACAAUAUCACACUCCUGAACACAAGAUUUAAACUGAAACAUUCCAAACUGACCACUUAAAUACUGACAACAAACCUCCAUCUCCAGCGACCAUGACAGUCUUGAAAACACUGCACACAGGGGGGGACCUCGCUGGUCCUCUUUUUAAUCUACUGGGCUACGCUAUAUAAGUGGGUUUCUGUGUCUUUAGGGAAAUUGUUGGCUAAUAUUGUGCAUUAUAGCUAUUGCUGUUAUUAGUGUUUAUGAAUGUUGUGCUUCAUUCCGAUGUAAAGCCACUUUGAUUUGCUUAGUGGUAGUCGCAGCCUUGAGAACGACGGCUGUGGCUUCUCCAAAUGCCAGUUGUGCUUAAUAUUUAGACUUGGUAGUUAAAGGACAGCAUCUGGGCAAUUUCCAUUUUCCAUACCGAACAGGGUCCGACCGACAUAGCUUUUUUUAAAGCUGAUACUGAUGUGUGUGUACUGAAUGUGCAAGCAGCUCAUUUUGUGCCAAUAUGUAAUAUCUAUAGAUAUGCAUUUCAUUUUGUAUUUCAUCAGUAUUCCAUCAUGUUGGGUUGCAAAUUAGCACAUUUCUAAUCUAAUGUGUUGGAGUACAGAGUUAAAACAACAUAAAAUGCAACACUUUCCAAACGCCUCUGGACGCUCUUGUAUGCAUCUGACUAUUUCUCAUGCCCCAAUGUGACAGUUUUUUGUUUCCUGCUGAAGAUCCUCUGAAAUGAGAUUUCAAUCAAUCCAACUAACUAAAACUCCAAACUAGUUGCACUUAACAGCAUGGCAACCAGCUCCAGAAAGUUAAAGCUGCAAUAUUGUAUUGCAGGUGCUAUUGACUGGUUUCAUGUGAGCUGUGAGAGAGAAGCCUCCAUUGUGCUGGGGCUGGAUGACUCGAGUGGCACAUGUCUCAUUCUUCAGUAAAGCUUAAUAUCAGCUCAGUAUAUUGGUCUGACCCUAAUAAAGAAUAAUUGGCACAAACAGCUUCCACAUGUUUGCUCAUCAGUGUCAUCUCUUCAUGAGAAACCCUGACUUUGGAUGAAAUGGAUAAGGGAAUGUUGUGGCUGAUUUACAGCCCCAAGGCAGAAAGUCACCACCUGACGCGUGAUGUCAUACUGCUAAGUCUACCAUAGUGAUGCCUUGUCUUAAUUUUUUAUUUUUGGGGCAUAUUUAGGUCAAUUUAAAAAAAAAAACAUGAGGCCAAAAUAAAAAAAAUGUACAUGUUUUGUGAGAAAAACAGACGGCGAUUGGAAAAGCUUUGUUUGGGUAUUAGAAUGUUGUUGUUUUUUUAAAUUAACACACUAAUUCUCUUAAAUUUUCUGUUAAGUCCAACAGACAGCACAUUUUGUCUAUCUCAACAUAAUCUUUGUGAAACUUUCUUAUUCUGUCUUAAACAUAUGUACGCACAAUCACACCCUUUCAUGUAAAAUCACACAUUGAUGUCAAAUGAUGGACACAGGUCAUUUAUGAUUUACAUGUCAGGGGCAGGUUUCAUUUAACAGGAACAAUGGGAUAUAACUGUAAUCACUGGUUUUUCUGUCUACUGGUAGCAUCAGAUGUAAGAUUUACACUGUCAGCUCCAUAGUAACCAGUAUUAUACUGCUGUAGCAGAAAAACAUGGAUGGAUCUUGUGUUUAUAUCGAUUUCUCAGCUUGUACUUAAGCUGAAGUUGUACACUAUUAUUACUACAACCUGCAAAACCAUUUCAAAACUCGUGAAUUUUCAAAAAUUGAUCUAACACAUUUUUGAUGACACGUUUUUUUUCACAUUUUUGUUGUUUUUUUUUUUUUAAACAAAAGCAAUACAGGCUAACUCUGAAACGGUCUUUGCAUUUGAUUUAAAACACUGAAAUAUGUGCAAUUUACUAAUUUCAAUGUGAAUAUAUGAAUGAAAAACAGUAAAUAAUAAUAUGAAAAACAAAAUUCUUUAAAGCUCUAGAGGGCAAAGAGCUACUUUGACAUAAAUGCAUGCUUUAAUUUUUGAAUGAGCAGUUUCUAUAAGGCCAAAGUAGGGUCCCUAAUGUCAUAUUUGAGAAUUGCUUCCAUGCCACACUUUAAAUUGUUACCUGAUUUGAAUGAUACAAUGUAUUUGUAUAAACAAAUUCUUAAAAGGGGGAAAAACUUGCAUCUCACACAUCUAGUCUUUGCUGUGCUCUUACUCUGUCUGAAAUAUUCACACACUAGCAGUACCUCCUUUGAAUAAACUCUCUGCUAGUGCAGUUUUCCAUGGAAAUGGGUUGUAAGAGACUGUCCCUUGAUCGUGCAUCAAAAUCAAUCUCUCCAGUGCAUUGAUAUUGAGCCAUGUAUCUGAUUAUGUCCUGUGGAUCUAAUAGCUUUUCUUCUUAUGUGGUGAACCUGUUGUAUAUUCGGGCUUUUGAGUCUUUUACCUGCAGAUGUGUUGUUCAGCUCUUGGUGUCCUCUCUGAUCAAAUGCCUACUGUUCUAUUUUUUUCCUUGUUAAUAAAAACACACCUGAGACAUGUAUCAUAACCAGCUGCCUCAUGGCAUCAGUGAAACUUGAGAUAUUUGUAUUUCCAAUACUUUAUAAACUUCCUCUCUUGUCCUAUUGUCCAAAUAAAAUGAGUGAUGUUUA
Messenger RNA from Scatophagus argus, 4016 nucleotides. It is a transcript of the gene gmfb, whose product is annotated as glia maturation factor, beta. Gene Ontology annotation, cellular component: actin cortical patch. The record is from RefSeq and is a predicted model, not a curated record. The transcript is spliced from 7 exons. Gene Ontology annotation, molecular function: actin binding; Arp2/3 complex binding. Bases 127 to 555 code for a protein of 142 amino acids. NCBI's taxonomy places the organism in Eukaryota, Metazoa, Chordata, Actinopteri, Scatophagidae. Gene Ontology annotation, biological process: actin filament debranching; negative regulation of Arp2/3 complex-mediated actin nucleation.